Messenger RNA from Nematostella vectensis (starlet sea anemone), 5787 nucleotides. RefSeq names its product filamin-A. Gene Ontology annotation, biological process: actin cytoskeleton organization. The transcript has 21 exons. Lineage: Eukaryota; Metazoa; Cnidaria; Anthozoa; Actiniaria; Edwardsiidae. Gene Ontology annotation, molecular function: actin filament binding. The record is from RefSeq and is a predicted model, not a curated record. The coding region runs from base 226 to 5079 and encodes 1617 amino acids.
GCGAUCACGCGGGCGCGCGCAAAGAGCCUGGGCGAAGAUUAGUGCCGGCAGUACAUUUUUGUCUCUCGUCUUUGCACCUAUCAAGAUACACUUAUAACACAGCGUUAGAAUAGUCAUACCGGCAAAGGAUCCAACUCAAAAAGGGGUGUGUUCGCUUGGAGCCAAGACGACUUGAGAAUCUAGGAUAAACUCACGGGCACCGAAGAGGGACAGUAGUUACACGAAAUGUCUGUUCAGAUGCGAGAGCGGACACACAGUGGAGGUUCUAGCUCCUCUGUGAAAAGAUCGAGUAUCAACCUUCGCAGUUCUCAGUAUAUUGCCCACGAAGAGAAAGACUGGAUUGAAAUCCAGAAAAAUACCUUCACAAAUUGGUGCAACGAGCAAAUCCGUGAGUCAGGAAUUGUGAUCACCGAUCUCGCAAUUGCGUUUAAUGAUGGAGUUACUAUCGUCUAUUUGGUUGAGUCCGUGGCUGAGAAAAAGUGUAAAAACUGCAAGAUGAAUCCGAAAUUUGUACAGGACAAGUUAGAAAAUACAACACAAGCUCUCAAGCUACUGGAAAAUGAUGGGAUUCAACUUGUGAAUAUUGAUAAUCAAGACAUCGUGAAUGGUAACUUAAAGCUGAUCAUGGGUCUGAUUUGGCGCCUUAUCCUGCACUAUCAAAUCAGCUCAAGCGCUAGUGCAUCUGGAAAGCAGCUACUUCUGCUAUGGCUAAAGAACGCACUACCUGAGCUAAAGAUUGGGAAUGUGACAACGGAUUGGAACAGCGGUAUCGCACUUGCUGCCCUCAUCAACUUCUGCGAUCCGCGAUUGAUGACCGACUGGCGGGAAAUGAACCCGGAUAAUAGCAUUGCCAACGUGAAAAAGGCCAUGAAAUGUGCAGAGGAUAACUUCCGCAUCCCUCAGAUUCUUUCUCCCGAGUUGUUUGCCAGCCCCUACGUGGAUGAGCUUAGUAUGAUGACGUACUUGUCGUUUUUCACCCAACCCGGGUCCCCUGGGGAGAGGAAGACCCUUGAGAUUGUGAACAAGAGCGCACCAGGAAUACACGUCAGGAAUUUCAACACUGACUGGAAUGACGGCCGUGCUAUUGUAAAGUACUUGGAAGAGCAGUGUCCAGGAAUGAUUUCAGAAAAUGUCGAUGAGAUGACACCAGUAGAAAGAGUUGAGGUCGCUGUAACAAAUGCUGAGGAAAAGCUUGGUGUCAAGAAAGUCGUCACCGCCAAGGAGAUGACGAGCCCUGAUGUCGAUGAACUUAGCGUCAUGGCCUACAUGCUAUCUUUCCAAAACUGCGAGAAGCUUCGCAGCCACGCCAGCUCCUUCACCGCCGAGGGGACUGGUAUCCGGCGUGCAUUGCGCGGGAGGAGUUCGGACUUUCAAGUGUUCGGGCGACGUGACUUGGGAAUCGAAAAUGCGCGAGUUGAGGUACAGGGACCUCACGGUGAGAAGAUCCCAGUCACCGUCAAACAGACAUUAGAUGGCCUGAAGUGCUCGUGGACCCCUCAAACAGCGGGUCGACACAAGGUAAGCAUUACCCAUGUUGGAGAACACUUGCCAGACAGCCCAUUCUACGUGGACGUACUCGAGGAUGUCAGCGAUACACAGGUCAGCGGUCAAGGCUUGAAGAACGCCGUGAUUUUGAAGCCAGCGGAGUUCAUCAUCAGAGUACACGGGUCAAGUGACGCCAAUGUGACGGCCACAGCUGAAGGGCCGUCAAACGCUGUCCCGGUCAAUAUUGUCCGCAACCGCUCAGAUGGGAGUUAUGUGGCUCGUUUCACGCCCAGGGAGGUAGGAGAGCACAGGAUAACCGUGAUGGUGGGUGCCACGCCCCUUCCCGGCACGCCUUUCGUCACCAAGGUCGGCGAUCCCUCCAAAGUCAUCGUGACACCAGCAGAGAGCAUGCGCAGUCCUGUACUUGGCGAACCAGUCAAGUUUGAAGUUGACACAACAAGCGCUGGUCUCGGAGAACUCGCCAUCAAAUGCAAAGGACCGACGGGUGGGAUCCCUGUGGAUGUACGCGCAACAGCUCGUGGCAAGUACCAAGUGUCGUACCUACCCAACACUCCUGGGGAUUAUGUGACACACUGCACAUUUAACGGGGAGGAUGUUCCCGAAAGCCCUUUGAGGUCCGUGGCCGGGGAUCCGGACAAGAUCGUUGCCCAUGGCGACGGGCUGUAUCAGGUGGAGGUUGGUAGCCCUGGCGAAUUUUUCAUCACCCUUCAUGGCGCCGCACGAGGUGGCCUAGAAGUGUCCGGUGACGGGCCUAAUGGACACUUCCCCGUAGAGCUGGUCGAGUCCUCCAGGGACAAUGACACCUAUACCGUCCGGUUUAUGCCCCAAGGUGUCGGCAUUCACAAGAUACAUAUCCGGUAUAAUGGCCGCCCUGUCCGGGGUAGUCCAUUCUUGGUCAAGGUGUCCGAUGCAUCCAAGGUUCGGCUUUCUAAGAACGUGCACACAAGUGGUAGAGGUCACGUGAUCCGUCAUGAGGUGGAUGUGCCCUUGGAGGUACCGCGGGAAGCUGGGGAGGGAGAGCUUAGUGCUACGUGUGUUGGUCCCGACAUGGAGUCCGUGGCCACCUCCGUGACCAAAGAGCGGGAUGGGAAUCAUCACAUCAGAUUCAUGCCAAACCGCUCGGGUAUCUAUACACUGAGUGUGUUUUACGGAGGCAGGGAGGUCACUAACAGCCCAUUGAGACUUAGGGUCGGGGACCCGUCAAGUGUUCGCCUGAGGGAGUCGGUGCGACAGAGCACUGUGUACAACACUAUGACCGAGGUGGACGUGCCGAUUGACGUUGAAGAUGAUGUCGAGGAGAUUACGGCUGCCGUUCAUGGCCCGAAUGAUCAGUUCGUCAAGUCUACGCUGUCCAAGGAAAAUGACGGGCUAUACCAUAUAAGGUUCAUGCCUGAGCAGCCAGGCCGGUACACCGUUGAUGUUCUUUGUGAAGGGUAUCACAUUGCCAAUAGUCCGCUGAUCAUGAGCAUCGAGGACUCCAAGCCUGUACAGGUCAAGCUGAGGGAGUUUGAGAAACAGGAGACCAUCCGCUACCGCGUUCGUCAAGAAGUUGAUGUUCCCAUGGAGAUCCCUUCCCAAGUGACCGAGGUAUCGGCGGAGGUCCGAGGUCCUUCCAAUGAGCACGUUCUGUCCACGUUCCGUAAAGAGCCCGAUGGCUACCACCACCUCCGAUUUGUGCCCUACAGCAAGGGCACUUAUAAGGUGGACGUGAGAUGCAAGGGGAAGUCUGUAGAAGGGAGCCCAUUCAGCAUGAAUGUUGGCGACCCCAGCAGCACCCUAGUUCGCCUGCGCGAGGCUGAUCCAAUCGAGAGCCAGUACAUGGUCAGCCGUGAGCUCGAUAUUGCCAUGGAUAUCCCGGAUGAUCACUGGGAAGUGACGUCAGAGGUCCGUGGCCCGGAUGAAGAGAUCUUCCCGUCAAGCAUCGGGAAGGGAGAAGAGGGCUGUUAUCACGUGAAGUUCAUCCCGAACAGACCAGGAACGUACAAGGUCCACGUGAGGUGCGACGGUGAACCCGUGGAGAACAGUCCAUUUCUCAUCAAAGUGGGUGAACCGGAACCCGUGCAGGUGGCUCAUGUGCGCAGCGAGGAGCUUUUCGCUGAGCGCAUCAUCCAGAAUGAGGUCGAUCUGACUGUGGAGACGACGUCCGGUGCAGAGGGGGGCUACUUCACGGCCAACGUGACAGGGCCUGACGAGAGUGACGUACCGUGUGAACUCAGUCGCGAUUCACAGGGACAUAACCACGUGAAAUUCAUGCCAUAUAGGCACGGGCAAUACAAGGUGUUCGUGCGUUACCAAAACCAAUUAGUAGAAGGAGCGCCCUUCCUCGUAAACGUCACCGAGCAGACCAGGGCUGUCAUGACCAUCGACAGGAACGAGAAGUUCUACCAGUACAGCGAGGUCGAGUGCCCCAUGGAUGUUCCUGUAGGAACACAUCCUAAUGAGCUCAAUGUGCAACUGUACGACCCUGAGAGCAAGCCCAUGAAGUGCACAGUUGUACGAGGCCGAGACAGCUCUCAGUGCUUUAUAAGGUUUGUGCCACAUAUGGUUGGCACCUAUGAGAUGUACGUUCAUUACAACGAGGAGGCCGUCGAGGGUUCCCCUUUCCAAAUCCAUGUGUACGCCCCUGAGGAAAGAGUGGACCCGAGAAAGGUUUUCGCUUCAGGUCCCGGGCUUGUGGGAGGUCUGGUUAACGAGCGCACCGAGUUUAACGUGGACGCACGCAAGGGCGGCGAUGGUGUGCUGACCGCCACUCUAUCCGGCGUCAAACACAAGAGCGAUGUGGAGAUCCAGGAGCGGAACGAUAGCCACUAUAACUGCCACUACACAGCGCCCUAUGCCGGCGCUUAUAUACUACACGUCAGAUGGGAUGGGAGAGACAUUAAAGAUAGCCCAUAUAAGGUCACCAUCCGCGAUCGUCAAUCCGACCAGGUUGCUGUGGACGGACCGCUGACCAGGAGUGAUUACGUCACCUACACAAACACCGUCACUACCUUCACCAUCAGGGCUCUUGAAGGCAGUGGACCGCUGUACGUACGGUGUGCGGGCCCGACUCAAGACUGUGACGUCAAUGUGCAAGACAACCAGGAUGGUACCUACGCAAUAAAGGUCUACCCUACCGAGGUAGGCACUCAUCUUGUGUACGUAGAGUGGGGAGGUCGGUCCGUGGAAGGAAGUCCCUUCAUGUUCCGCGUGGGACAGACAGGAGACCCCAGCAAGGUGCGAGUGUAUGGGCCAGGCAUCGAGAAUGGUCUCAGGUACAACUUCAAGGGACAUUUCCUGGUCGAUACCAAGGGUGCAGGACCAGGGACUCUCAAGAUUCGCAUCCACGGACCUAAAGGCGCAUUUAAGGUCGAGAUGUACCGAGACACGACCAAGGACCGAACAAUUGGCGUCCGCUACAACCCAACAGAGGCCGGUCGCUACACCGUGAACAUCCGAUGGGGUGACGAGCCGAUCCUCGGGAGUCCAUUCGAGGUGAACAUCGUAGAAACUCAACAGGAGCUGGACCAGUUGAACGAGCUGCAAGACAAUCACGUGACCAAUCGCCGUCUCUCAGACACGGCCCACCUUUAGAAAGGAAUGACGUCAUACAGGAAGCAGGGUCACAGUGGCAAGUGCCUGAGAACGGAAGUGACGUCAUUCAGGUAGACUGGUGCAGACAGGUGUAGAUUUCCAAAGGAAUAAAGCGCGUAGGGUAAUAUCGUUAGAGACGUCACAGAGGCCGAAAUGACGUCAUUUAUUAGAGUUUUAUAUUAUUGGACAAAUAAUGAUGAGGAUUUUUUUAAAGAAAUAAUCACGCCUUAAGGAUUAAAAUAUAAGCAAAGCUUCAGAAGGUAACGAAUGGAAAAGAAAUUCGAUACUCAAUAGCCAACUGAAAAACAGAUGACAUCCAAGGUCACAAUUAUUCAAUUUAGUACAGUUUUGACGCGAAUUAAUGUGAUGUCGUCUGUUUUGAAGGACUUUUAAGAGUCAUUGUUGCAUAAAAUGUAAAAGGAUGACCAAAGGAUUAGAUUUCAUUUCGACACAUUCGUCAUGUGCACAAUAAUCAAAGCUAUAGAUUUGAUUUGUAAACCAGUUGUGUUCACCACAAAAAUAUGCGUAGAGCUCAGGAAAUUAGCUAGAUAUAACAAGGUAAUAGAUUGUCAUAACUGCGAUUUUAGCAUUAACAUACUAACAGGCUAACAUACUAACAAAUUGUACUAACAUUGUAAUGUAACCAUGUAGUUUCAUCAUUUAUUGUAAGACUGCAGCAUAUUAUUAAUACAUGCAUAACCAAACUAA